AUGACUCCCACUCCUCCUUCUGGCGCCUCGUCAAACACCGGCUCCGGCGCGUCUCCUGACAACUUCCGAGUUGUGCGCAAGCGAAAUCGCAUUCCUCUAUCAUGUGCUCCAUGCAGACACCGCAAGCUGAAGUGCAAUCGACAAUCACCAUGUGACAACUGCACUAAGCGAGGCGACGGUGGCUCGUGUACCUACGCUGCCCCUACAACGAAGAAGAAGUCUAGUAACAACCAGGGCAACACCAACCAGAACCCAGAUGACAUGCAGAACAGAAUAGACCGCCUCGAAGGGUUGGUCCUUUCACUCAUGACCAAUGGCUCGUCUGCACCAGGCCCAUCUGCUGCCAACGAAGCCCUGUCAGCCGGUGACAGUAUGGGCAGUGGGUCACUGGGACCAAAUCUUGACAACGAACUUGACGACAGCCAGGCUAUGGACGAUAUCCCGGACGAUGUCAGCGAGACAGACGACGUUACCAAGAGUUUUGGUAUCUUGAAGGUGGAUCAGGAGAACAAGAAAACAUUCUAUGUCGGCGAGGCCCAUUGGGCAGCCCUGUUGAACGAAAUUGGAGAAGUCAAGAACUAUUUCGUGGCUCAUAGGAAGGAGUAUGAAGCACAGAUGGAAAAGGUCGCGCAAAGCCGGCGUGACCUGGGUACUGAUGUUGGUGCUGGGCCAGCUCUGCUCUUUGGUGCUACUGUACCCCCGAGUCGAUCAGAAAUUCUGGCUCAAAUACCGUCAAGAUACAUGUCUGACAUUCUGAUUGGCCGAUAUUUCAACACCUUCGACCCGGCGACACAUAUAUUACAUGGACCAACAUUCCAACGGCAGUACAACGCACACUGGCAGGAUUCAAACAAGACGUCCAUCGUGUGGGUGGGUAUGUUGUUUGCCAUGAUGCGACUGGCCAUGCUCUCUUACGGCAGAGAAGGUGACGAGCCUCCUGAGUUCCGCGGCAAAUGUCAAGAUUUGGCUGCCAACUACCGCACACAAAUGGCACACUGCUUGAUCACAGCUGACUACACCAAGCCUCACAAUCACAUUAUCGAAACGCUCAUCUUUCAUUUACACGCGGAAUAUACGUCGAAUCGUGACGCAGAAGCAAGCGUGUGGGUGCUUGUUGGCAUGAUUGCUCGUCUAGCGAUGCGGAUGGGCUACCACCGAGAUCCAAAAUUCUUCCCCAACCUCAGCGCUUUCCAGGGCGAGAUGCGAAGAAGAAUAUGGACCUUUGUGAGGAGUGCGGACCUCCUCUUCUCAUUCCAGGUGGCACUGCCAUCGAUGAUCCGAAUUGGUGACUCGGAUACCGAGCUUCCCAAUAAUUUGUUCGACGACGAGUUUGACGAGGAUACAAAGAGCCUACCUCCUUCGAGACCGGCUAACGAGGCUACUCCUAUCUCCUACAUGAUCGCUAAGGGCAAAUUAUCCUUUGGAUUUGGAAGGGUGCUCGAGGAGAUCAAUGGAAUUACCCGAAAAGGCUACGACGAUAUCUUGAAAAUUGACAAAGGUCUGCGAGACAUAUAUGACGGCAUUCCCGACUACCUCAAGCUCAAGCCUAUGCGCGAGAUGAGUCUGGCUCCUAUAAGCCUCAUCAUGGCUCGCUUCAGCCUUGCAACUGUCUAUCACAAAUCGCAAUGCGUGCUGCACCGAAGAUACCUGAGGCAGGCUCGUGGCAACAAUCGAUAUGUGUACUCGCGCAAAACGUGUAUUGAAUCGGCAAUGCAGCUACUCAGCUUUCAGCUUACACAGCAUCAAGCUAGCCAGGAGCGUGGCCGGCUUCGAAGCGUGCGGAGCCAUGUCAACUCGCUGACAACGCAUGAUUUCCUUUUGGCUGCGACUAUAGUUUGUAUGGAUCUCUAUCAGCAGCGAGAUAGGGCUGUCGCAGGUGAAAGCGGCAACGAUGUUAGCACCCCAAGCACAUCGGUCAGUGGCGGUAGUGUCAGUCAGGGAAGCAAUAUGUCUAACGAUGGCGUCUACAUUCCCGGGUUGCAGUACACUCGAGAAGAUCUGAUCAAAGCACUUGAGGAGAGCAGACGUGUUUGGACAGCCAAUCGCGAUUUCAGCAUGGAAGCGUACAAAGCGAGCGAGCUUUUGAACGUUCUCUUGACUCACUUGAAGCUACCAUACCCUUCCGGAUCAGCGCAGAAUCAGAACACCACCCAGUCGACCCCGCAGAGCAAUGACGAACAGACUGCGGCGAUGACUCUCAACAUGCUGCAAAGCGGCCAACAAAGCGGUUCCAUGCCUCCACCACAGCAGGGACAAUGGCCUGGCGAUCCCAAGAACAUGCCCAACAUGUUCUCGUCCAACCCCGAUACUCCAGGCUUUGGCAACUUUGGCGGCAUGACGAACGCCAACUCACCAUUUCCUGGUAAUCUGUUCGAUGGAGCGUGGGCUGGUGGAGGAAACGCUAUGAACGUUGACUGGGAUGCGUGGGACAGUAGCUUCCAAAACAUGAGCAAUGCUGCUCUUGAUCCGGCGGCCAACAUCUUUGGCGGUGCUGGCAGCCCCAGCAACAUGUUUACCAGCCAGUCAUCGCCUGAUUCUGCCAACGAUGCGAGCUUCGGCAUGAAUAACUUCUAUGGGCAGAACAUCGGGCAGAUGAUGGGCGUAGGAGGACCCAUGACAUUGGAUAUGGGCAUUAAUCCGAAUGACGGACCAAUGUUGAGCGCAACUAGCACGAGCAGUGGUGACGGCGGACAGGGUGCGGGUGAGGUUUUCAUGGGCGUCCAGAGUCCCCAACCAGGAGGCUUUCCCACUUGGAAGUGGACGAUUGGAAGCGAGGGACAGAAUCAAAACCAGGGUCAGGGCCAAGGACAUUCGCAAGAGCAGAAAUGA
Messenger RNA from Cyphellophora europaea CBS 101466, 2829 nucleotides. RefSeq lists its product as uncharacterized. Gene Ontology annotation, cellular component: nucleus. Gene Ontology annotation, biological process: DNA-templated transcription; regulation of DNA-templated transcription. The coding region runs from base 1 to 2829 and encodes 942 amino acids. The record is from RefSeq and is a predicted model, not a curated record. NCBI's taxonomy places the organism in Eukaryota, Fungi, Ascomycota, Eurotiomycetes, Chaetothyriales, Cyphellophoraceae. The transcript is spliced from 2 exons. Gene Ontology annotation, molecular function: DNA-binding transcription factor activity, RNA polymerase II-specific; zinc ion binding; DNA binding.